Henningerozyma blattae CBS 6284 is the source of this 2607-nucleotide messenger RNA. It is a transcript of the gene SSN3, whose product is annotated as cyclin-dependent serine/threonine protein kinase SSN3. Gene Ontology annotation, molecular function: RNA polymerase II CTD heptapeptide repeat kinase activity; ATP binding; cyclin-dependent protein serine/threonine kinase activity. The transcript has a single exon. NCBI's taxonomy places the organism in Eukaryota, Fungi, Ascomycota, Saccharomycetes, Saccharomycetales, Saccharomycetaceae. Gene Ontology annotation, cellular component: mediator complex; nucleus. Gene Ontology annotation, biological process: protein phosphorylation. The coding region runs from base 1 to 2607 and encodes 868 amino acids. The record is from RefSeq and is a predicted model, not a curated record.
AUGCAGAGAAUAUCGAACCAGCAUCAACAACAGAUGCUUAAUAUGAAAAAUGCAAACGCCAGCACACUGCACGGGAAAUCACCUAUGCUGAUGGCUAACAAUGAUGUGUUUACCAUAGCACCUUAUAGAUCAAAGAAGGAUUCGAAUCGAAUUUCAGUGUUACAGAAGUAUGAAAUCAUAGGAUAUAUCGCUGCUGGGACUUAUGGGAAAGUUUAUAAGGCCAAAUCGAAAGUAAAAGCUAAUUAUUCAACGAAUAAUAGUAAUAAUACUAAUUCAAAUUCAAAUAUAAAUUCAAUUACAAACCCAAGUAGUAGUAAUUCGUUGAAUGGUGCGUUGAGUAGCAACAGUGCUUUGAAUGAUUUUUUAAAUCCAAUUAGAUGGCCCAACGUACCUAGUAAUAACUCUAAAGCGAAUAACUCUAAUAAAUUGUCCAAUAUUCGAGAGCUUGGGAAUAAUGGUUCUAAUCCUAUCACUACGACAGUUUCCAAUAAUAUGAUUCAUCCUUCCUCUCAAUCUCAUAGUAAUAGAAAUACUUUGAUAGAUAUGCAAAAGCAUCCUUAUGGAGUUGAUAGAAAUUCAAAUAGUAAUUCUACCUCUUUGUCUAAUAAUUUAACUCAAAUGAAAAGUCCAAGAAAACAUCAAUUGCAGCAGUUACAAUUUCAGCAGUUACAACAACAGCAACAACAGUUGCAACAAUCUCAAUCUCAAUCUCAAUCUCAAACUCAGCUCCAACCUCAAUCACAAGCACAAUCUCAAGCACACUCCCAAGCACACUCUCAAUUGCAACAGCAAACUCAACUACAACGGCAAACUCAGUCUCAGUCUCAAUCUCAGUCUCAAUCUCGAUCUCAAUCUCAAUCCCAGUCUCAAACUCAGCCUCAAACUCAACCUCAAGUUCGGCCUCAAUCUCAUUCUCAAUCUCAAUCCCAAUCCCAAUCCCAAUCUCAAUCCCAUUCUCAAUCACAAUCCCAAUCUCAAUCCCAAUCUCAGUCUCAGUCUCAUUCACACUCGCAUUUACAACCACAAUCACAAUCACAAUCAUUACUGCGACAACAAUUGCAACCGCAGUCUCAAUCUCAAGUUCAAUCUCCACCUCAAUCUCAAACAAAUCAUCAAAAUUCACCACAUCUUCAUCAAAGUCCUCCAGUUAAUAAUUUAUUUGCCAUUAAGAAAUUUAAGACUGAAAGAGAUGGCGUAGAGCAAGUUCAUUAUACAGGUAUAUCUCAAAGUGCAUGUAGAGAAAUGUCACUUUGUAGAGAAUUAAAUAAUAAGCAUCUAACGAAAUUAGUGGAAAUUUUUUUAGAAAGAAAAUCCAUUUAUUUAGUUUAUGAAUAUGCUGAACAUGAUCUUUUACAAAUCAUUCAUUUUCAUUCACACCCUGAAAAGCGAAUGAUCCCGCAAAGAAUGAUUAGGUCUAUUAUGUGGCAAAUUUUAGAUGGCGUCUCGUAUUUACAUCAAAAUUGGAUCUUACAUAGAGAUUUAAAACCAGCUAAUAUUAUGGUCACAGUUGAUGGAGUUGUUAAAAUUGGGGAUUUAGGUUUAGCAAGAAAAUUUCAUAACAUGGUUCAAACCUUAUAUACAGGUGAUAAAGUUGUUGUCACAAUCUGGUAUCGUGCUCCAGAAUUAUUAUUAGGUGCUCGUCAUUAUACUCCUGCUAUCGAUCUAUGGGCAGUUGGCUGUAUCUUUGCUGAGUUGAUUGGUUUACAACCAAUUUUUAAAGGUGAAGAAGCUAAAAUGGAUUCUAAAAAGACUGUACCAUUUCAAGUUAAUCAAAUUCAAAGAAUACUGGAAGUAUUAGGUACACCAACUCAGAAAACUUGGCCAAAUUUAUAUAAAUAUCCUGAAUUCGACCAAUUAUCAAAAUUUCAAAAAUUUAGAGAUAAUUUGCCAAAUUGGUACCACUCAGCAGGUGGUAAAGAUAGAAAUGUCUUAGAUUUAUUAUACAAAUUAUUAAGAUAUGACCCAAUUUCGAGAAUCGAUGCCAUUAAUGCUUUAGAUCAUGAUUAUUUUACAAAUGGUCAUCAUCCAGUUUGCAAUAACGUUUUUGAUGGGUUGAAUUAUAAAUAUCCUGCAAGAAGAAUUCAUACUCAUGAUAAUGAUAUUAUGAAUCUUGGCAAUAAUAACGCUAAUAAUAAUAACAAUAAUAAUAAUAACAAUAAUAAUAACAAUAAUAAUAACAAUAAUUUUACUAACAGUAAUAGUAUUAGCAGUAGUAUAAUUAACAAUACUAACAACAAUGUUAAUACUAGCAUAAAUGUUAACUCUAAUAAUAUGAAUUCCAAUAUUAAUAGCAUCAAUGUCAGUUCCAGUAAUAAUAACAGUAACAAUAGCAAUAGCCAUAUGCAUAAUCAUGGUAACAACCAUAUGCAUAAUAAUAUGAAUAAUAUUAAUAAUAGUAUGAUGAAUAACAACCUUAAAAAUAAAAACUUUAAUCAGCAAAUUUCAACCAAUUCCAAUACCUCUGCAACUGCCGCCCUUGGGGGUCUCGGUGUUAAUAGGCGGAUAUUAGCAGCAGCAGCAGCUGCUGCUGCUGCAGUGUCGGGAAAUAAUACAGGAAAUUCAUCAGAUUCAAGAAAAUAUGAGCCACAACGAAAGAGAAGAAGAUGA